AAGAUGCGCAAGCGCCGGCGGCCCUGCCGCGCGGUGGCUGCCGGGUGCCGCACGCCUUCCCUUUCCUCGCCUCUCCCUUUUACCCCCGCUCCCAUCCCCGCCCCCACGGCCGCUCCGCUCCCUGGCGUGACUCGGCAUUGAGAGCCCCGGGAGAAGACGCCGCGGUCGCUACCUCUUCUGUCCAGGCCUCCGCCUUCCUGGGCCUCCCUCCUUCCUCUCCCGCGUCUUCUUCAGUUUUGAAGCCGGUGGCUUCGCGGCCGCCCUGCCGGACUUCUGAGAAUGGUGGGUGUGAAGCCGGUCGGGAGUGACCCGGAUUUCCAGCCGGAGCUGAGCGGCGCGGGCUCCAGACUCGCCGUGGUCAAGUUCACCAUGCGAGGGUGUGGACCGUGUUUAAGGAUUGCCCCAGCAUUCAGUUCUAUGAGUAAUAAGUAUCCGCAAGCAGUAUUCUUGGAAGUAGAUGUACAUCAGUGUCAGGGAACAGCUGCCACCAACAAUAUAUCAGCAACACCUACAUUUCUGUUUUUUCGAAACAAAGUGAGAAUUGAUCAAUAUCAAGGAGCAGAUGCUGUGGGACUAGAGGAAAAAAUCAAGCAGCACUUAGAAAACGACCCUGGAAGCAACGAGGACACAGAUAUUCCAAAAGGCUAUAUGGAUUUAAUGCCUUUUAUUAACAAAGCUGGCUGUGAAUGUCUUAAUGAAAGUGACGAGCAUGGAUUUGACAACUGUUUACGAAAAGACAUGACCUUCUUGGAAUCUGAUUGUGAUGAACAGCUACUUAUUACCGUGGCAUUCAAUCAGCCUGUUAAGCUUUACUCAAUGAAAUUUCAAGGGCCGGAUAAUGGUCAGGGUCCUAAGUAUGUAAAAAUUUUUAUCAAUCUACCCCGGUCUAUGGAUUUUGAAGAGGCAGAAAGAAGUGAGCCAACUCAAGCUCUGGAACUAACAGAGGAUGAUAUUAAAGAAGAUGGUAUUGUCCCACUUCGUUAUGUAAAGUUUCAGAAUGUUAACAGUGUAACUAUAUUUGUUCAGUCUAAUCAAGGUGAAGAAGAAACAACAAGAAUUUCAUAUUUUACUUUUAUUGGGACUCCAGUCCAGGCAACAAAUAUGAAUGACUUCAAACGACUUUUUUAAUCCAACUCAAAUGAACUAAAACCAGAAGAUUUUUAACAAUGAAGUAAUAUAAAGAUUGACCUUAUCUCACUCUACUCCCCUCCUUGCUUCUCUGCUCAUCUAGCACCUGUCUGCUCUCACCCUUCUCAUGUUCUCACCAUUGUUGGGGCAAGAUUUCUACAGCUUCUAUCAUCUGGAUCAGCCUUCGUGUUACCUAAAUUUCCUCAACCGUCUCUUCUUCAGAUCUCAUUCUAGUCAUGUUUCUCAGUUGGCCUUUUAUUUGUUUUGGUUUUUGUUCUGGGCUUGCAACUAGGUGCUUUAAUUUCAUUACCAUACCAGGUUGCUCACCCAACUUCUUGUUACUUUUUUUUAUUUACUUUCUCCGGUCUCAUAUUUAAUUUUGUACUAC
This is a messenger RNA of Balaenoptera ricei (Rice's whale), 1516 nucleotides long. RefSeq names its product thioredoxin like 1 (gene TXNL1). The record is from RefSeq and is a predicted model, not a curated record. Bases 280 to 1128 code for a protein of 282 amino acids. The transcript has 8 exons. NCBI's taxonomy places the organism in Eukaryota, Metazoa, Chordata, Mammalia, Artiodactyla, Balaenopteridae.